Ricinus communis (castor bean) is the source of this 1711-nucleotide messenger RNA. RefSeq names its product serine/threonine-protein kinase OXI1. Gene Ontology annotation, cellular component: nucleus; cytoplasm; plasma membrane. Gene Ontology annotation, biological process: protein phosphorylation. NCBI's taxonomy places the organism in Eukaryota, Viridiplantae, Streptophyta, Magnoliopsida, Malpighiales, Euphorbiaceae. Gene Ontology annotation, molecular function: protein serine/threonine kinase activity; ATP binding. The transcript has 2 exons. The coding region runs from base 264 to 1556 and encodes 430 amino acids. The record is from RefSeq and is a predicted model, not a curated record.
AUCGGGAGAAAAAACUCGUACUUAGACAAUAAUAACUCCUCCUAAUUGAUUUUUUUUUUUUUCUUUUCUUUGAAACAGAAUUGAAUCCUUCUUUGCCAAGAAAACGCAUCACAACGCAGUACUAACACAAUCACAACUCAUCAGAUUUUCUAAAUAAGCCCUCUCUCUUUCCCUCUGCAAUACCCUUAUAUAUAUAUACAUAUCAUAAAUUUCGGCUUAACAAAAUUAACCAUCAAAACCUCCAGAAGAUUUGGUACGUUACGAUGAACAAGAACGAUGAAACUAUAGUGCCGAUUCUAAAUCUAGAGGAUGACUGUCUCACGGUAGUAUCAGCUCUCGGCCGGGGAGCGAAAGGCGUGGUGUUUCUUGUUAAAGAAAAGACUAACGGAGAGCUAUGGGCAUUGAAAGUGAUAUUGAGGGAUGUGGUAGAGAAAAAGAACAGAGAAUUGUCGUGCACUGGAAAUGAAUACAAAAGAGUUUGGUUUGAGAAACAAGUGUUGAGCCAUUUUAAUCAUCCUCUGUUGCCUAAAUUGCGUGGUGUUUUGGUUACCGAUAAAAUUAUUGGUUACGCCAUUGAUUUUUGUCCUGGUCGUGAUCUUAAUCAUUUGAGGAAACAACAAAGCGAGAGAAUGUUUUCUGUCGAUAUUAUCAGGUUUUAUGCUGCUGAAUUGGUUCUAGCAUUGGAAUAUCUUCAUAAUCAAGGAAUAGCUUACAGAGAUUUGAAGCCUGAAAACAUUUUAAUUCAAGAAAACGGCCAUAUAAUGCUAGUGGAUUUCGAUCUCUCCACCAAGAUUUCACCACCAAAAUGGAGUCCAAAUUCAAAUUCUCCCGUUUCAACUCAACGCAAAUAUUCAUCUCGCAGAAAACGUUUCUCUCGAUUCCACCGCUGCUGCAACUCCGGUAUCUCGCCGGAUGACUCAUCAGAAAACGGUAUCACCGCUGUACACCAAAAAGAACCAGACGCCACGGAGAAAUCCAACUCAUUCGUCGGAACGGAAGAGUACGUGGCGCCGGAAAUAAUCCAAGGCUACGGCCACGAGUUCGCGGUUGAUUGGUGGUCACUAGGGGUCGUUUUAUACGAGAUGUUGUAUGGAAGGACACCGUUUAAAGGGUCGAAUAGAAAAGAAACGUUUUUCAGGAUAUUAACGAGAUCUCCUGAUCUUGUAGGGGAAACGACGCCGUUGAGGGACUUGAUAGGGAAGUUGUUAGUGAAAGAUCCAAGAGAAAGGAUUAAAGUUGAAGGAAUUAAAGGGCAUGAAUUUUUCAAGGGAAUAGACUGGAAAUUGAUACUGGAAAUGUCCCGGCCACCGUAUAUUCCGCUGGCGAAUUAUGACUGUAGGGGAAAUGAGGGUACAGAAGGAAAAAUGAAAAUUGAUGUGGAGUCAUUUGUCCAAAGAAUAUUUGGGGGUGAAAUUGAAAAGCAAAAGGUUGGUGAUAGGAAUAACAAUGGCGAUGGUAAUCAUGAUCAGGAAGUUAAGAAGAUUGGAGAUAAAGGGGAAUGGGGUAAAGGACUCAAUAAUCAUUUUCAAGAAACCCACAAUUUUCUUGUUUUUUAAUUUUAUUUUCUAGUUAGAUUAUAUGAUAGAGUUAUUUUAGAUUUUUUGUUAAUUUAAUAUGUAUAGAUUUAGAAGAAAUGCAUAAUUUUGAUAUGCUUAAUUAAUUUAUCACAGGCUUUCAGUCUAAUAAUAUUCCACAUGAUUUUUGUUUUUAA